Messenger RNA from Papilio polytes (common Mormon), 1773 nucleotides. RefSeq lists its product as uncharacterized. The coding region runs from base 372 to 1754 and encodes 460 amino acids. The record is from RefSeq and is a predicted model, not a curated record. Lineage: Eukaryota; Metazoa; Arthropoda; Insecta; Lepidoptera; Papilionidae. The transcript has 3 exons. Gene Ontology annotation, cellular component: cytosol; nucleus. Gene Ontology annotation, molecular function: mRNA binding; RNA 7-methylguanosine cap binding.
UUAGUGUGAAAUAAUGUCUAAAAAAGUUAGGAAAUUUUUGCAAACUAGUAACCCAAACUUUUAGGUCGGCUGCAGGCGUCCUUCUGUCAACCAAACAGUCAACGUCAAAAAAAGAUUAGAUCCUUUUUGGACUGGUAUUGUAUGAAAAUUGCAUUGAACUUAUUUGUAAUUCAGACGCAACUCAAUUUUACGUUUUUGUUGUUUAAUGUGAUGUAUUGAAUAUUAUGUGUUCAUUAAAUGCUGCUAUACUUGGUUAUUUGUGACUGGUGUUCAAGACUUGAUUACAAAAGUAGUCCAUGUUAGGAUAAACGUCAUUAUUUUUAACUAUCGUGAUAUUACCAAUUUGAAGUUAAUAUAAAAUCGUAAGGAAAAUGGAAAGAGAAGAAGGCGAGAUGAGUGAUAAUGAAAUGGACGUUGAUGAUAUUGAAGAGCCUGCUGUGCAAAAUAUGGAGAAACACACUGUGUUAUACAAGAAAGACAAGAAUGGUUUAGUUGUGGAAGUACUUGAAAAAGUAGAUGCUUUUAAACUUGAAGAGAGGGCAAAACGAUUUGGUUUUAGUCUUACAGGCAAUAGAGUUGUGACACAAGAGCAAAUUGAUGAUCUGUACAAUAAUUUUGAUAUUAAAGAAGGCAAUGAAAGGCAUUUUCGUUUUGAUACUUUACAUUUAGCUGGAAUUGAUGGACUAUCUACCAAAGAUAUAUUUGAAUAUCUUGAAGAUUAUAAACCUGUGGCGAUAGAGUGGAUUGAUAAUAAUUCAUGUAACAUUGUUUGUCAUGAUCAUAUAGCUGUUGCUUUGGCUUUAUUACUACAUUCACAGGAAAUAACUGAUGAAGGUUUAAAAGAAAUGAUUAAUGAAAAAUCUUCUUACCACUGGCGAGAAGGUUUACCACAUCCUAAUGUAGACAUGAUAUUGAUGAGAUUUGCAACACAUAGUGAUAAGAAAAUGACAAAAAUAAAGUAUGAAAAUAAACAAAUUGCUCAAUGCAUGGAUGAUGGUAACAUGGUUAGUAAGAAUCCUUGGGGUGACUUGUGCAGGUCUUGGGGAGUGUAUGAUCAUCAAGAAGUAUUUAGCCGUAAAUUACCUCAAGAUUAUGAUGAGGAGGAAGAUGAUGAACCUAAUGAAAUAAUACAAAUAAAAAGUAAAAGACUUGCCAAGCGUCUUGGAAAAAGAAGUAACAAAACAGAGGACUCUGAUGAAGGUUCAUCAGAUUCAGAAUGGAAAAAGAAGUCUAAAACACCCAGAAUGAGGAUGCACGCUGAUGACGAAGAACUUAAACGAAAAAAGCCUGUAGUUGAGCAUUUUGAGGAAGAGAAUACAUAUGCUCCACUUUCCAUAGAAGUUACAAAUACAAAAAGUGAUUACACACCCAGACCAAUAUUAAGGGUAUCUGAGAAAUUCAGGAGUAAUACUAAAACAGAUGACACCCCUAGAAAGAAGAGCUUGCAAUCCAGGUUAGGGGCCAAAGUUCCAGCACAGGAAUCAAGUGAUGGAUCAACAUCAGAUAAUUCAGAUUCACAUAUAAUGAGCAGAGUCCAAAAAGUUAAUAAAAUGUCUAAUCCUCAAAGCUCUAGUGUAUGGUCUAGACUGGAACUUAAAUCAAAUAGUGUAGAGGAUUUAGAUAGACCUAAAGAUUUAAGACAAAAACUAAAAUCAAGGAAACAGAAAAAACCCGACGACUUAAGAGAUGUUUUAAGCAAAACCAAACCAAACAAAUCAAAUUUAAUCAUUGAAGUAGACAAUAGAAAUAAAUGAUUUUUAUCAAAAACUAAUA